UGUAUUAUCUAUGGUCGUACUUCAAAGAGUAAAUCAACCUAAAAAAUUAUUUAAAAAUGCAAUUUUUGUUUUAAAUUCAUGUUGAGCUGCUUAAAUAGUGCAUAGUUGGUUGAAAUAAGACGAAAAUGUCCUCUACAAGUGCUUUGGAGUGUAAUGAAGAUCUGGAAAACGUAACUUUAGUGAGAAUGGAGGAUGUACAGCCAGAUAGAAGUUCAGAUGUUUACGUCCUCGAUACGUCUCCGUAUGUAAACAGUGUUAUCGAUCACGACUAUAGCUGCGUAUUUAAUGACGAAGACUCCAAUAUAGGGAGUAUGGUGUUGAUACAAUCCGAGGAGGUUGAAGACUUCAUUGAGAGUCAGGAUGAAUGCAAGACAUCUGAAUUUGUGGUUUCAAAUCCAGACAGUUGGCCAACAUUAGAAAUAUUGCCAGGCGGUGUGAUAAAACAUUCAGAGACAUUCACCACUUCCUUCAAAAGUUCCUUACACCAAAACAAAAUCAAAGAAAAGGACAUGAUGUAUGCAUGCGCAAAGUGCUCACAGAGGUUCAAGUUUCUAUACAACUUGGUCAAGCAUGUGAAAUUGCAUGAGACAGAGAGGAAGAAGCUUUUGUCAAACAAACAGAAAGUAGAAGCAAAAGCUGUCAAAUCUGGAAAACUGAAAAAAAAGAAAAGGGAAAGAAGAAAAUAUUUAAAAUGCAAGCAAAUGAAAGAUAUGGUAGAAAAGAAAAUAUAGUUUUAAGCACAAAUAAUAAUUUAUGUGUUCCAUUUAGGUAAAACCAAAAAAAAAGGUUUUAUUAGAAUUAUAAUGAACUACAUGAUGCCCACGACUUUGUCCGCAUGGAUUUAGAUUUUGUAAAAUCUCAAGUGACCUCUGAUUUUCUGGGAUAAAAAGUAGCCCAAUAUACGGGAUGUAAACUAUCUGUGCACCUAUUUGCCCACCACGCCAUUUCCCUGGAUUUACGUUUUUUUAAUUCUGUGGGAACUCUGAUUUUCCAGGCCAAAAAGUAGCUUAAAUGACCAUCCCUGGGAUGUAAACUAUAUGAAACACGCUUUCGUAAUUACUGUUACACAUUUUCGCCAAGACCAUAGUAAUCGGAAUAAAGAAGUUUUGAAGUUUACAAGUGCUUUUGAAUGAGUCAAAAUAAUCUACCACUGGCAUUCCUAACCAGUGGUAGAUUAUUUUGAGGAUUCAAAAGCACUUGUAAAAGUUUAAUUAAAUAAAAAUAAUUUGAAUUUGAAUUUGGGAGCACUUUCCAAUUAUUUAUUAUUUGUUAAAAAUAUUUCAUUAUGAUGCAUUGAAUCUAUAGAGCUUCAGUUUCAUUACCAUCAAUAUUAGAUUAAAUAGUUUGAUCAACAUUUAUAUAUUUACUUACAUAUAUCAAAGAGAAAGCUGACUGACUGACUGAUCUAUUAAUGCACAGCUCAAACUACUGGCGGAUCAGGCAAAAAUUUAGAUACUAUUAUGACAUAGACAUUCACUAAGAAAGGGUUUUGAAAAAUUCAAGCCCUAAGGGGGUAAAAAGGGAUUAGAAAUUUAUUUACUCCACGCGGACAAAGAAGCGGGC
This is a messenger RNA of Maniola jurtina (meadow brown), 1563 nucleotides long. RefSeq lists its product as uncharacterized. Lineage: Eukaryota; Metazoa; Arthropoda; Insecta; Lepidoptera; Nymphalidae. The transcript has 4 exons. The record is from RefSeq and is a predicted model, not a curated record. Bases 126 to 731 code for a protein of 201 amino acids.